UCUCCAUCUCGAGUCAGCACUGAUUGUGCAACGGUAAAUUGAAAGAAAGGUAGAAAAGCACCCAUGGGGGAAAGAGCUUUAUCUCAAAGUUGCAUCUUAUUAUUACUGCAUCAGGGUAACCAUGGGUGAGUGUUAAGGAUCGAUCCAUCGGCUGAAGAGUUAACCUGCUCGUGGGGUCGGCCUGACGUUGGUCAAUGCCAACGAAUUCGUACUGCAACCGCGUCUGUAUUCGUAUCCAUCUCCCUGUCGACUCGCAAUUGUACUGCUUGAAUUUGAGUUUUCAUAAAGAAAUUGCAUUUGACUAUUCCCAGUUGGUCUAGUCGCCAAUUUCUCACUUUCUUGACCAGUCGUUGCGUUAAUCUGUUCGAAUCGAUCGAUAUUUGUGUGUGAGGAAGUCACGUGGGGUUUCCAAGUUUGAGGCUUUGAGAUUUCCGUUGAAAUUUUUUGUUUCGCAAGAACCCUAGAUCGAUUGGGGGAAAACAAGAAACCGGAGCUAGAGAUAUAUGAUCCAUGGUGAAGGAGACGGAGUACUACGACGUCCUCGGGGUUAAACCCACCGCCACGGAGGCUGAGAUUAAGAAAGCUUAUUACAUCAAGGCACGGCAGGUCCAUCCAGAUAAAAAUCCAAAUGAUCCUCUUGCAGCACAAAAUUUUCAGGUUCUAGGUGAAGCUUACCAAGUAUUGAGCAAUCCUGAUCAAAAACAGGCUUAUGAUGCAUACGGGAAAUCGGGAAUCUCAACUGAAGCAAUCAUUGAUCCUGCUGCCAUCUUUGCGAUGCUUUUUGGGAGUGAGCUAUUCGAGGACUACAUUGGCCAGCUUGCGAUGGCAUCAAUGGCUUCAAUGGAUAUUUUCACAGAAGGGGAGCAAUUUGAUGCUAAAAAGUUGCAAGAGAAGAUGAAGAUUGUGCAAAAGGAACGAGAAGAGAAGUUAAUCCAAACACUUAAAGAUCGUCUCAUCCCUUAUGUGCAAGGAAACAAAGAGGAGUUUGUUCGUCAUGCUGAAGCGGAGGUAUCGAGGCUCUCUAAUGCAGCUUAUGGUGUGGAUAUGUUGAACACAAUUGGCUAUAUUUAUGUGCGGCAGGCAGCCAAGGAGCUUGGUAAGAAGGCUAUUUACCUCGGUGUGCCAUUUAUUGCCGAGUGGUUUAGAAACAAAGGGCAUUUCAUUAAAUCCCAAGUUACAGCAGCAACAGGGGCCCUUGCUUUAAUUCAGCUGCAAGAGGACAUGAAACGGCAGCUAAGUGCAGAGGGGAAGUAUACCGAGGAGGAACUUGAAGAAUACAUGCAGUCACACAAGAAAUUGAUGAUUGAUUCUCUUUGGAAGCUUAAUGUGGCUGAUAUCGAAGGCACGCUUUCCCGUGUCUGUCAGAUGGUUCUUCAAGACAAUACUGUAAAAAGGGAGGAGCUACGUGCAAGAGCCAAGGGAUUGAGGACUCUUGGUCGGAUCUUUCAGAAGGCAAAGUCAGCCAAUGGAGAUGAAAGUGAAACAAUUCUAAACAGUGGCGGUGUGCAUAAUCUGAAUGGAGGCGAUCCAGAUCAUGCUUCAAGAGCGGCUGAAUCGGGUCAAAGCUCUCAAACCAGCAUUGCACCUCAGAGCCCAUAUGUGGAAGCUCCUCAUUUUGCUGGUGUAGAAAACUUUCACUUCCCGAUGCCAACUGCACCCCCCGGAGCUCAGAGAUUUCAGUGAAGUUGCAGAAAAUGGAGUGUGGAAUGUUGUAUGUAUCAUUGUGAUGAUGGAGUUAAGUUUGUUGUUUGAGUGAAUACUUUGAAAUGGUUUUCAACUUGCUGCACAUAAUGUAUUGUUGUAUGAAAGCAAGAGUAGAGUAAACACUUGAAUUCGUUGUUGACUGCCCCGACCGUGCUUUAUUAUGUAUUUAUUUUUGUCUCGGUUUGAAU
Molecule: messenger RNA, 1892 nt
Organism: Cynara cardunculus var. scolymus (artichoke)
Lineage: Eukaryota; Viridiplantae; Streptophyta; Magnoliopsida; Asterales; Asteraceae
Product: chaperone protein dnaJ 10-like
Exons: 10
Coding region: 511-1683 (390 amino acids)
Source: RefSeq, a predicted model, not a curated record